AUGGGAUAUGCGGCACAUGUUCUGGUCUCACCUCAGGGACACGGAGGAGGGGGUUUGGCUCUCUUCUGGAAUCAAGACAUCGAGAUCGAGAUCCUACACACCUGCAAGAACUUCAUAGAUACAAAGGUUAGUGCAGAAGGCAAAUAUUUCUAUAUUACAUUUGUGUAUGGAGAACCGGACACUACUCAAAGACAGCGAGUUUGGGACGAGAUAAGAGAACAAGUGGGAAGCAGAGCUGAACCUUGGUUAUUGACGGGAGACUUCAAUGAUAUCAUAGAUGCCUCAGAGAAAAGAGGAGGGCCACCACGACCUGAAGGAUCUUUUGUCGAGUUCAGAACCUUCAUGUCAGAAUGCGACCUGUAUGAUUUGAGAUACUCAGGUAACUUCCUAUCCUGGAGGGGACAGAGAAAUGAACAUUUGGUCAGAUGCAGACUAGAUAGAUCCAUGUCAAACAGUGCAUGGGCAGAAGAAUACCCAACUGGAAGAAGUGAAUACCUCCAGUUCGAAGGAUCAGACCACCGACCAAUCAUCACAAUCUUUGACCCCCUUGAAGAAGAAAAAGGGGUCUCAGACACAGUGGAGAAAAAGAUCAGUCGAUGCAGGAGUGCAAUCAUAAAAUGGAAUAAGGAAAAGCAUCAAAGUAGUCGGAAACUGAUAGAGGAGUACCGCACUAAACUGGAAGAGGCAAUGGUAAGUCCUCUCCACAAUCAGGCGCUGAUAACAAGCAUCAACAACGAACUGCAGACAGCGUACAAAGCAGAAGAGAGCUUCUGGAAACAAAGGAGUCGACAGUUGUGGCUUGCACUGGGAGAUAAGAACACGGAAUAUUUCCAUGCAGCAACAAAGGGGAGAAAAGCCGUCAAUAAAUUCUCAGUUAUUGUAGAUGAAGGGAACAACACAGUGUAUGAAGAGGAAAAAAUCACUGCAGUAAUAACGAAGUUCUACCAAGAAUUGUUUACCUCUCAGGAGGGAGAGUGCCAUGAAACAGUGAGAGAAGCGCUAGAACCAUGCAUUACGGAGGAGAUGAACGCCAGAUUGAUAGCAACCCCAACACCAGGAGAAAUACGAAUGGCAUGCUUCUCCAUUCACCCAGGGAAAGCCCCAGGACCGGACGGAUUCUCAGCCUGCUUCUUCCAGUCAAACUGGAACACGGUGAAAGAGAAAGUUAUCUGA
This is a messenger RNA of Microthlaspi erraticum, 1173 nucleotides long. The record is from the annotation of a GenBank genome assembly. NCBI's taxonomy places the organism in Eukaryota, Viridiplantae, Streptophyta, Magnoliopsida, Brassicales, Brassicaceae.